Molecule: messenger RNA, 828 nt
Organism: Saccharomyces kudriavzevii IFO 1802
Lineage: Eukaryota; Fungi; Ascomycota; Saccharomycetes; Saccharomycetales; Saccharomycetaceae
Gene: SEN34
Product: tRNA splicing endonuclease subunit SEN34
Exons: 1
Coding region: 1-828 (275 amino acids)
Biological process (GO): tRNA splicing, via endonucleolytic cleavage and ligation; tRNA-type intron splice site recognition and cleavage
Cellular component (GO): tRNA-intron endonuclease complex
Molecular function (GO): tRNA-intron lyase activity; nucleic acid binding
Source: RefSeq, a predicted model, not a curated record
AUGUCGCCGCUAGUAUUCGAUAUACAUGACAUCCAGCUUCUGAGGAAGUGGGGUAUUUGUGGCGUGUUAUCUGGAACACUGCCCACUGCAGCACAGCAAAACGUAUUUUUGUCCGUACCCCUGAGGCUUAUGCUGGAAGACGUGCUGUGGCUACACUUAAACAAUCUUGCCGACGUGAAAGUAAUAAGAAAAGAAGGUGAUGACAUUAUGGCGGGAAUAACUCCACAGCGGGGUGCUAAGCUAGCCAGGCUGGUCGAAGAUCGUCUAAGUAAGUCAUUUGAAUAUCAGAGAAAGUUCAAAAAGGAUGAACACAUUGCAAAGUUGAAAAAAAUCGGCAAAAUAAAUGAUAACACCUCAACUGAAGAAUUACAGCGGCUGGAUAAAUCUAACAAUAACGAUCAGCUGAUCGAAUCUUCUUUGUUCAUUGACGUUGCGGAUAUUUCUAUGAUCUUAAAGGACGUCAAUAUCGAUUUAAAUGGUCCAUCUUACGAUGAUAUCCGUAAUUUGUUAUUCAAGCAAUACAGACGGACAGAAAAGAUGCAGACUUACCUGUUAUACAAGGCUUUGAGAGAUCAAGGGUACGUUUUGUCUCCAGGUGGACGUUUUGGUGGAAAAUUCAUAGCAUAUCCCGGUGAUCCACUACGUUUCCAUUCGCAUUUGACCAUACAAGAUGCGAUCGAUUAUUGUAACGAACCCAUUGACCUGAUUUCUAUGAUAAGCGGUGCAAGGCUAGGGACCACCGUGAAGAAACUUUGGGUCAUAGGCGGCGUUGAAGAGGAGACCAAGGACACACAUUUCUUCUCCGUGGAGUGGGCUGGAUUCGGUUAA